Ambispora leptoticha is the source of this 130-nucleotide messenger RNA. The record is from the annotation of a GenBank genome assembly. NCBI's taxonomy places the organism in Eukaryota, Fungi, Glomeromycota, Glomeromycetes, Archaeosporales, Ambisporaceae.
AACCCAUAUUUAAACGUAGGAUUGUUAAUGGGGUAAUAUACAUACUUCCAACCCAAGUUAAAAAUAUGCGUGUAAAGUUGGAGCAACCGGUGCAGAUCUUUAAGCAACCCGGAGUAGAAUCUGGAGCCAG